AACAUUUAAAAUAUUUCACGAUACCGUCGGGAAUUACGACGAAUUUUGUAUUUUGUUCCCGUUUCUACUUUUCAGCGGUAUGGCGACAUUACAAGUGUUAUGCCCCAAUGGCAGAAGGCAAAAUGUGAAAAUUACACCAAACACAAAGCUUUUACAGGUACUGGAAGAUGUUUGCCAGAAACAGAAGUUUCUCCCACCUGAGGAUUACAAACUUAUACAUGGUAGAACAACAUUAGAUUUAACAUUAUCUGUGCGGUAUGCUAAUCUGCCAAACAAUGCCAAACUUGAGUUGGUGAAAGCUGAGAAGUCACGUGCUGAAACAGAGGUGCUGAUUGCCCUGCAACUCGAGAAUGGAGAAAGAUUACAACAUUCUUUUUCUCCUGGGACUAGCCUCUGGGAACUGUUACUUCAUUGGGAAAAUCAGCAAGAAAGUGCUCUGAAAGAUAAGUUUACAAAAGUGGAUAGCACACAGAGUCCGGCACUACAUCCGGUGUGUAUCUAUAUGAGAGAGGAGGUGGCAGGGGAGCUGGCUUUGAGAGAGACCAAGCUCCGUACACUGGGGCUCACUGGCGGUAAAGCUGCUUUAAGGUUACUCCACAGGCCAGUUGAUGAGAAGACAUUGGCAGAUAUUGCAAACAAGAUUGAGAAAGAAAAAUUACGUAAAGCUAAGCUUGAGCAGACAGCAUCAAAACAGAAAAGCCCAAUGCCUUCUUCGUCCAACUCUACAACAGAAACCAGUGUUCAGUCUUCCAUGUCCGUGGAAUCCCAGGGAAAUGUUGUAAAUGAAUCAAGUGCCCAGAUAAAGACAGACAAUGCAGCAAUUUCAUUAAAUAUUAAUGUAAAUAUACAAAAUGACAAUACAGCAACUACCACAGAGAGAACUACUCCAAAAGCAGAGCCUGGAGAACCUUCUCCUAAAGUUGUUAGGUUGGAGGAGGAGCCAGUAGUGUCACAUGACAGUUGUGAACCAAUGGAAGUUGAGCAGCCUCAGACUGGUGAGAAUGUCAUGGAGACUGAAGAUGCUGUGUCAUCUAGUAUAGAAGUUGAAAAGGCUCCUCAGGCUCAAAGACAGUCGGAUCCAGCCGGGUCAGGUCAGUCAGCUGUAGAUAGGUUGAGAGGUAUACCUGGUAUAGAGGUUUACACCCCUGAUGACUUCAAUGAUUUACCACCAGAACAACAACAGGUUGCCAGGAGAUUAGCCCAAUCAUUCCUUGCCAACAUGGGGGCUCAAGGGUUCAAUGUAAACCAGCAAUUACCACCAGGGGCAGCAGCUCAAAAGAAGCCCAAGAAGCCAAGACAGCAAGCGGCACCUUUUGCUGAUUUCAAGUUUCCAGAAGCAACAAAGGGUCAGAAUCUUUAUAAUAAUGAAAUGAGUUGUGUCAGAAAAGAAGAAUUCCAGCCAUGUGACAGAAAGACCAAAGUGUUCAAUGUUGAAGAAUCUGUUUCAGUGAAAGAACCAAGUGGACAAGAUGAUGAUUUGCCAGAUGAGUUUUUCGAACUAACAGAUCGUGAUAUGAGAAGUUUGAUAGCUGCCCAACAGAAAAGAUUGCAAGAAAUAGAAGACCAGCCAUUGAUGACCUCUACAAUGAGGAAAGCUAAGCUUGAAGCAGAGUACUCUAGAUAUGACAGGGUUGUUAUACGUGUACAGUUCCAUGAUAAACUUACAUUGCAAGGCCUUUUCAGACCUAGAGAAACAAUUUUUGCUGUGAAGAAAUUUGUAAAGGAACAUCUUGAAGAUAAGAGUAUGCCUUUUUAUCUGUACACAGCACCACCCAAGAAUGUUCUUAAAGAUGAUACUCAAGAUCUGAUUGAGGCACGUCUUGUUCCAGCAACAGUAGUUUACUUUGGAAGUGAACAGCAAAAAGAUCAUUAUUUAUCAGAAGCAGUGCUAUCAGAAUUGUCUCCAAAGUUACAAGCUGAUAUUUUGGUAGCGGAGUGCUUGAAUGAAUUGAAUGAGCAAAAAGAAUCAUCAUCAUCAUCAGUACAGUCAUCAUCAGCUAAAGGGAAGAAACCAGCCAACUAUAAUCCAUCAUCGUCAUCAUCGUCAUCAGCAUCAGCACAGAAUUCAGAUAAAUCUGUUCCUAAAUGGUUCAAAGUUGGGAAGAAAUGAUAAAGAAACAUGGAGGUGCUUUCUGUGAAAAUUUUCUAUUUAUUUAUGUUAUUAUUGAAUUAUUAUAAGUCUUUUUUGAAAUUCUCAGCAUUUUUCAUACACUUUACAGUCUGUGUGUAUUUUCCUUAGGAUUGUUUUUCCAUUGGACAUAGUUUUCAGCUUAUAAUAUGAAAUGGUCUUAAAAUUGUUUUAAUUUUAACAGACAGAUAGAGUUACUGCAACAUAUUAACUUAUUGUCAAACAGUGAUAUGAAUUCAAAGAUAUUUAUAAAAUGGAAGGACAGCUUUACAUGUUUAAGCAAAAGGUCUUGUAACUUUAGAAAGGCUACAAAAUUAUAAAAGUAUGCUAUAAAAGAUUUAUAUGUGUAUUUAUAAUUGGUUCGUGCGUAGGUCACGUCUUUACAAGCAUGAGAUGCAUCUUUUUCGUUAUUAAAUAGAUUAAAAACGAUGGAUUUCAUA
Mercenaria mercenaria is the source of this 2568-nucleotide messenger RNA. RefSeq names its product tether containing UBX domain for GLUT4-like. The transcript has 18 exons. The coding region runs from base 80 to 2110 and encodes 676 amino acids. Lineage: Eukaryota; Metazoa; Mollusca; Bivalvia; Venerida; Veneridae. Gene Ontology annotation, molecular function: protein binding. The record is from RefSeq and is a predicted model, not a curated record.